AUGGCUUCUGCAACUAUGGUUUUCCAGGAUCAAAGUGGAGGGAAUGGGUUAGAAACUGUUCUGCCUUCGGAUGACUUUGCUCCAAAGGUUAGGAAACCUUACACAAUUACGAAACAAAGAGAAAGAUGGUCAGAAGAAGAGCAUAAAAAGUUUCUCGAGGCAUUGAAACUAUAUGGCCGAGCAUGGAGAAAUAUAGAAGAGCACGUGGGCACAAAAACUGCAGUGCAAAUUAGAAGCCACGCACAAAAGUUUUUCUCCAAGGUUGCUCGUGAAUCAGACACUGGAAUUUCCGUCUCUGUGAAACCGAUUGAAAUUCCUCCUCCUAGGCCCAAAAGAAAGCCGGUGCAUCCUUAUCCUCGUAAGAUGGUUUCUCCAGUCAAAACUGGAAUCUCAACAAGGUCUACAUUUUCCAAUCUCUCAGUUCUGGAGCAAGAGGAUCUAUCUCCUACAUCUGUACUGUCUACAAUUGGUUCAGAUGUUUUGGGCCAAACAGAUUCUGGUACCCUUGAUGGCAGCUCGUCGCCUAUUUCAUCUGCUGUUGCUGUCAAUGAAGGUACUAUAGAGACAAGAUCUUGGUCACCUGGCCAAAAUGAUGCUCAUUCGAGUCCAGAUGUGGAAGCUCCUAUGAAACUGGAGGUGUUGUCUCAAAACAACGCUAUUGCCGAAGAAGAUUUAAAUGAAUCUUCCACGCAGUAUUUGAAGCUUUUUGGAAAGACAUUAUUAGUCACCGACUCUCAUGGACCAUCGUAUCCUACUCUAAGCACGGGCAAACCGCAGUCAUUAGAUAGAAGUGAUGGAACAUAUAUACAGACAUUGCCCUGCACUUUCACUCCCUCUUCUCCGAGUGAUUCUGAGUGUACAUGGCUCUGUUUCAAGAAUGAGAAAUCGAACAAUAUGAAUGCUUGUCGGGUUCCUUUCCCUUGGUUGACACUUUGUGCGGGUGCAUCGAAUCAACCUUUGCAGGUGCAUAAUCCUAUUCCAAUCAGGGGACGUACAUCAUAUGGUAAGAAAGAAAAAGUCGAUAAAGAUGAUCAGAAAGAAGGAUCUUCGACUGGUUCAAACACAGACAUUGUUGGUGCAUCAGUUGACGAACGAAGAAGCACAGAAGUUGAGGCUCAGAGCAAUCAUCUCUCACGUGGAAGAGAAGACAGGGAUUCAGCAGGAACUCGGGAUGAUAGGGAAGAGCAGCGGAUCCGCCUUUGCUUAUAG
Messenger RNA from Fraxinus pennsylvanica, 1209 nucleotides. NCBI's taxonomy places the organism in Eukaryota, Viridiplantae, Streptophyta, Magnoliopsida, Lamiales, Oleaceae. The record is from the annotation of a GenBank genome assembly.